Molecule: messenger RNA, 2187 nt
Organism: Pisolithus orientalis
Lineage: Eukaryota; Fungi; Basidiomycota; Agaricomycetes; Boletales; Pisolithaceae
Product: ARM repeat-containing protein
Exons: 14
Coding region: 106-2040 (644 amino acids)
Biological process (GO): protein import into nucleus; ribosomal large subunit biogenesis
Source: RefSeq, a predicted model, not a curated record
GUUUUUGCGCUAUAAUUCCCUGAUUAGGUGACUUCUGGCUACUAAUAGUAAGGAAGAGGUUUGCAGUUGACCCUCUCAUUACUCUUCUUGCUCUAAUCGUCUAGCAUGGGCAAGUCCCAGAAAAAGCGGUUGAUGAGAAGACACAACCCAAUGCGAGUCCCGGACUCGCAUCUUCCAAAAGGUCUCGAAUCUGCCGCAGAGUCCUCCGCCAAAAAAGAGGCCGUCCUGCCCAUUAUGCAGAAAAUGGAAAGCCCUGAUAGUUCAGAACGCAAGUGGGCGUGCGUUGCAGCGUCCAAUCUCAUUCAAAAUGAUCCAUCGACACGGAGGCUGCUGCAAGGCAAAAACGUCGUUGGAUCUCUGAUUACUCGACUAUCGGACAGCGAGGAAGAAGUUUGGAUAGAAGCAGCUGGUGCUCUGCGAAAUUUGUGCAUUGACGGCGGGUACGACAUUUGUGCCGAGAUGUACAACAAAAACAUACUAGCCCCCUUGAAGGCUUUCGUACCGAGGAUAUCCUCGGCCCUCUCACAAUUCAUCGAUUCACCAAAAUCUCUGCCUGAAAAUGCUCGAAGAGUAGUGUACGAGUUUGCAGAGAACGUAAUCACCAUAUUCUGGUGUCUGUCGGAGACGUCGAACAAGGCUCUGAAUGCGAUUAAUGCGAUUGGCUUUGAUUCCUUUCCUGAUCUCCCUACUGCUACUGUCACUGCAGCAGCACAGAGCCUGUACGUUCUAACGGAUGACAACUGGCCGGCUAUCGAUGCAAUACGGUCUGAGACAUCUGACGAUCGCUUUGUGAUGCUCUACGUGUUGUGUUGUGGCAUCCUGGGUAACAUAUCUCCGCUCCCUCCGCCCAGUUCCGCACCAAAUUUUGACGUGAGCAAGGAUCUCAUAUUUCCUCGUCUUCAUCCUGUCAUCUCUUCCGUAUCCCUGGAUGCAGCUGUGCAGCGGGUGCAAGAACUCGUCGCACGCCAGGCUAACGAGCCUCUGGAGAUCGAGAAACUCUCCUUGAAACAUGUACCCAAAUCUGACCACAAAUUAUCAACGGAGCUCGAGCUCGAAAAGUUAGAGAACCGUCUCAGGACGGUGCAGCUUGCACUUGAGAUUUUGACAGGUGUAUAUGCGACGCUACCGGAUCCUGUCGCAGAGGCAGAACUAGGUAAUGAUGACAGGGAAGAAUUAGAAGAUGGAGAUGGAGAUGGAAAUAUGUCAGAUGCCCCAAUGGAGGACGCUAUGGACCUCGACCAAUCUUCGCAACCAGUGGCAGGCGAUCUACAUACAUCUCUUUCUCUUCCCUCGCUUGUACGGCCUCUGUUAACCCUGAUUCAACCGACCGCACUUUCAUUCCCUCCCCCAUCUGCACCAUCGUGCCAUCCGCCCACGACGUCAGCUUUGAGUUGCCUUAAUAACAUAUUCCUAUCACUCGCUGCGCACCCACACUCAGAACGUUGCGCCGAUGAUUCGGCUGCCCAGACCAUAUGGAGUGAGAUCUGGACGUCGCUAUCCAAAGUUGGCGUCGAUAUCGCUGUUGGUCAGGAACAAAAGCAGGUGAUAUGGGAAAUUGCUGUUGGUGUACUGUGGGGCGUAGGCAAGAUUUGGAAAGGGAAACUUGUUCCAACGGAGGAGCAUGUACGCAUUCUAAUGAGUAUCUGCGACGCAAGCACGGAUUCUCAGGUACAGGUGAAAUGCAUAGGUGCACUGGAGUGCCUUGCGCAGCAUCCCAACAGCCUCGAUGCUAACAGGGUCAUCUCUUCUUAUCUUCUUGACAUUCUUCCAACGUCUACAUCGCCGUCGCCCAAAGGCACUGAGCCUCUUAUCCAAGCAGUCUCUGCGCUCAUCGACAUCUAUUCUGACGAAAGCCUGCAUUAUGACGUUAACUUUCGGGAAGGGAAAUUCGAAGACAGAUUAGCUCAAAGUGUGGAAGGACUUAGGAAAGCAGUGCGCGCCAUAAAUCGGAAGACAGAAACCGACCUAAAGCUGAGAGGAGAGGAAGUGAGGGACAACCUGAUAGCUUUCAUUAAAUAUCGAAAAGAGCUUCGGUUCUAGAUUCGGAAGAUGUGGCACGGUCUGCUUCUCAUAAUUUUGUAUUGAGAUUUGCGCAGUCGUAUGCUUUCUGCUGCGUACUUGACGUUCUGUCACAACUCGGUACCUUCUCCUGUCUGGAUUAUAUAAGCAACAUAACUUGGCACCGUG